Messenger RNA from Drosophila serrata, 1264 nucleotides. RefSeq names its product cathepsin D. The record is from RefSeq and is a predicted model, not a curated record. Gene Ontology annotation, biological process: cell death; proteolysis. Lineage: Eukaryota; Metazoa; Arthropoda; Insecta; Diptera; Drosophilidae. Gene Ontology annotation, cellular component: lysosome. Gene Ontology annotation, molecular function: aspartic-type endopeptidase activity.
UUCAAAGUACGAUGCAGAUGCAGUCUCUAAAGAAACUUGGUCUGGCACUGACCUUGCUGCUUCUGCUUCUGGCCAUAAGUGCAGUGGAAUCAAAAAGAUGGAGAAAAUAUCACAAAAUAAACAUGCGAAGGCGAAAAGGACACAACGCUCUUGGUACAUUAAAGCUCAACAAUACAAGUGUGCAAGGAAAUGUAAAUAAUUUAAUGAUUUCGGAAUCAAAGGAAACAGUCUCGGCAGCUUUACCCACAGCGAAUCUAUCAAAUUUCUACAAUAACGUGUACACUGUGGCAUUGGAUUUUGGAUCUAAUGGUCAGCCUUUGACAGUUCUUGUUGAUACAGGAUCUGCUAACCUGGCAGUCACAAGUUCCCAAUGCAAACAGCAAAUAUGCUUGCAAAGAAAUAGUUAUAAUUCUGGAAAAUCCAAGACAUAUAAACAAAAUGGAACAGCAAUUCAAAUUGAUUAUGUAGAUGGCACCCUCAAAGGCUUUGUCUCCCGGGACACGGUCGAGUUAGAUGGUUUGAAAGUAAAGAAUCAGGACUUUGCUGAGGUCACAUCAUUGCCAAACGCAUUUUCCAGACUAAAUGGAAUUGAUGGAAUUUGGGGUUUGGGCUUCAUUGAUAUAGCCAUCGAUGGCGCCGUGCCACUUUUCUAUAAUCUAAUAUCUCAGAAACUGAUUGAUAUACCAAUAUUCUCUGUUUACCUUAAUCGCAACGCUUCGGAUCCCAACAACGGUGGACAAUUGCUGUUGGGUGGAUCAGACCCUAUUCUCUACAAGGGAUGCCUCACUUAUGUUCCCAUCUUAAACACUGGCUAUUGGCAGAUCCCUGUGGCCAGAUUUACCUUAGGAACAACUAUACUAUUCUCCAAAUUCGAUGCCAUUGUGGACAUAGGAACCUCUCUGAUCUGUGUUCCUUCGAAUGCUAUUGGUAUUAUUAACCAGAAAUUGCAAAUCAAAGAGUUUGCUGCAAAAGAUGGCGUCUACAUAGUGCCCUGCAAUAAGGUAUCCAGCUUAUCGGAUAUCACUGUUAAUAUUGGAAGAAAGGAUUUCACUUUGAAGCCAUCUGAUUAUAUCCUCAACUACAAUGGCACUUGUGUCUCUGCCUUUACAAACUGCAAUGGUUUGCAGGGACUGAGCAAUCUCUGGGUCUUUGGAGAUGCAUUUAUAGCACCCUUUUACUUGGAGUUUGAUUUUGAAUACAAGCGCAUAGGAAUUGCACCAAAGUUAUAAAGAAAAGGAAUGAAUAUAUAUAGAAUAAGUAAACA